AUGCCUCUGCACGCCUUUGCCCGCGCGCUCGACGUUGGUGGCCCGCCGGCCGUACCCUCGGCCUCACGCGCGCCACAGCCGACCGCCCAACAGGCGCGAGCGUCUUCGACACCUGAGGCUACCACUUCGACGGAGACAGCGCCUUCUGGAGACCCAGCCCAAACGCCAGAAGCGGAAAGGCAGCUCGCCUUCCUGAUGGGCCUCAUCCCAGGCGCCAAACCGUCUCCGGAUAUUACGGAAUUGGUGCAGCUCUCGCGUAAGCGGCCAGCUGACGCGAGCGCGGAAACAAACAGCAAAAGGACCGCCACUAACACGUCUAGUAGCGCGCCCACGCUCCGCACCCAGCGGAAGGCGUCGCGGAAGGGAUCCAGGACCCUUCCCCAGACCGUUGACGACGAGGGUUUCAUACAGCCCUCCCGCAAGCACACAGCCAAGGCUGUGGUGCUUGCGCAACAGUCGGCGGUGCACACCGGCAACCGGUUCGCUGGCCUCUCCAAUGAUGCCAGUGAGCCCAUGGACAGCCAGCAGCAGCAGCAGCAGCAGCAGCAGAUGAAGUCGCCCCCACCACCUCCCGUGGUCAUCAAGUGGACUGGCGACUUCCGCGAGUUCAGGGAGAAAGUGAAAUCUGUCGUCAAAGGGAACGUGACGUUCAGAUCUCCUGGAGGAGAAGUCGCCCAACGCCAGCCAGGGUCGUCCGCCGGCGCGGACGGCAGAGGGAGCGCCCGGCCCGCGAGCCAGCAGCUGCACAGCCCGCUGUUCGAGCACAGGAGCCAGCAUCCUCUCCCCGCACUGACUUUACAUCCGCAGCGAGCGUCGCGGAUGAAGUCAGGGCCUUGA
Molecule: messenger RNA, 837 nt
Organism: Schistocerca cancellata (South American locust)
Lineage: Eukaryota; Metazoa; Arthropoda; Insecta; Orthoptera; Acrididae
Exons: 2
Coding region: 1-837 (278 amino acids)
Source: RefSeq, a predicted model, not a curated record